This is a messenger RNA of Amoebophrya sp. A25, 688 nucleotides long. NCBI's taxonomy places the organism in Eukaryota, Dinophyceae, Syndiniales, Amoebophryaceae. The record is from the annotation of a GenBank genome assembly.
AUGAAUACUAAAGGAACAGCUAGAACUGUAGUACUACAGGAAUUAUACAAACAAAUAUUUGAUUAUAAAUGUUUGGGCGCUGAUCGUACACACAGCUUAUAUCGUUACGAUCCUCCGUUGAUUGAAGACGCAAUGGGUCAGUGUGGUGGAGGCAUGGGGCACAAGAGCCAUCGGCUCGCUGACAGUCUAUGCUUCAAAGAAUUUGCCCUUUACAUUUCCUUAGUGUCAGUGUCACUAUCACAGGAUCGACAAGCAUUACACCACAGAACUUCCACUAUCGAGAUAGACGCUUCUAGUAUUCUAUAAAUUCGUAAGCGUAACUAAGCUUUCUUAAUAAUUACGUUUUGAAACUUUAACACGCAUGAAUGAUGAGUAGUUCAAUCAUUUUCCUUGAGUCGUAUUGGAAAUAAUCGCUUAGUCUCCACAAAAAUAGAAUUUGUAAUGCUAGCGAUGACUGCCCAAGCCAUCCAAGCGCGGCUAGCCUCAUGAAGCUGUUGAGAAUACAGAUAAGCGCACGCCCCGACAAGAACUCGCUCCCCAGCAUUUUUCGGGUUAUAGAAGGUGUCCCCUCGAAGCAAAGAUUGUAUAAAGACUUCAACACAGGAUGAUGCUAAACCUGAACUAUUUCAACUACACCAGCAACUAGUACUAUGGCGUUGCUAAAGAAGAUCAGAAGUGCCUGCAGGUG